AACGUUAGUGUGUUUCAACGUUAAUGACGCUAAGUUACUUCCCAGUUUCUUUCACUUUCUGUUGGAACGGGUCAGUAUGCUGAAGAAGUGGCGAUAGACGAUCAUGUGUUGACGGUGUUUUCGGGUUUUAAGGUAAAAUAAGGAGACUCGAUAUUAGACAUCGGAGUUACACGGAGUAUCUAAGACAUUUCUAUUUGCGUGUUUGGGUCGCACACAUCCUCCUCGAGUUUCAUAUAUGAGCCCAUGUCAUAAGUGAAACUCGAGUAUGUUAUGGUAUACUGUAAAUACAACACAAUUUUUACAACCUUUAUAGUAAUGGAGACACGAGGAGACUACUUCGAGCAUGUGGAGUAACGUAAUGUUUAACAUUGACUGACGUCGGCGGAGCUAGCGCAUUGAUUAAAGGACAUUUUAGCAAAACUUACGUAUAUGUAUAAAAGUUUUUAAUUCAGCAAUCCAGACAUGCGACGCAUGUGGACAUUUCUAAGCGACAUCAAAUGCGUAUAUUUAUUUUGGCAAAAUAUAUAAGGGCGGAAACUACGUUUUUUAUUUGGGCAACAAAGAGGAAACGUAACUUACCGAGCACAGAGAUGUACUGAUUUUUAACGGUUGGCAGCGAUUAAGGAUGACUAUAAGUACUAAUCGAUGACAGGACAUACAUAAAUGGUAUAAAUGGUUCUACUUCAUUCUGAUUCUACCUGGUUGCUCUGAAAAAAAAAUCUGUUUCAUUAUGAGCUCCCAACAGCUGAUCGUGAAACAGAGACCAGUGCUUCUGGAAGCCCUGUAUGCUGGAGGCAGUGCUGAACCUCUGGACUGUGUUCUGGACCUGCUCCUGGCCUGGGAGGUUCUGGUCUGGGAGGAUUACCUGAGCAUACGAGUCUCUGAAAAACCUCUAAGUUCAAAUGCAAGGCAUCUUCUAGAUGUGGUCUAUGAGAAAGGUGAAGAUGCUUGCGGCCUUUUGUUGUCAGCUUUCAAGCAGGUCUUACCUGAGGAGCAAAAGGCUGAACUGUGUUUUGGGAAAGAAUGUGCUGUUUUGGAAAAGAAAACAGCUGGCUCUGCAGCUUCGGCAUUACUGACUGACAGGCCAGAGUUAGUAAGAAAGCUCCGAGAUAAUAUUGAUGGGGCACUAAAUGUUUUGGUGAAAAAUGGCUGCUUCACCAUCAAUGACUGUGAUGGGGUGCAACUACCUGUAUACACACCCUCACAACAGGUUCGGAGACUCCUCGACCAAGUGAGGUUUAAAGGGGAAAAAGCCGCGAGGACAUUAUUACAGUAUCUAGAUCAAACAGAGCCAACCAAACAAAAUCCUGAAGUUGAGAAACAUCAACGCCUUGACAGAAUGAGAAAUUUCUCAGCUUCUCCCGAAAUUCUGCUUUAUCAGAAGAAGCUGCGGAGCUCUGUAGCUUCCCAGUCCCACUUCCUCAGCACCUAUGGUGGGACAGGACGUUUCUCCCUGGAUGACAUUUACACGGAUGGACUUCUUGAAGUGAUGGACGCCUCUGGGGAAACUACAACAUUAGAGCUGAAGGAUGUGGUGGGUCCUGUGGGAAUUCUUAAUAAGGAUGCUGACACUGCGCUCGUGUCUGGGGAGGCAGGUAGUGGCAAAAGCACGCUGCUUCAACGACUCCACUUGCUUUGGGCGCGAGAAGCUUUGCUCACCGACAUUUACCUGCUGUUCCCCUUCAGUUGCCGCAAGCUAAACGCGGAACACCGAACGCUGUCUCUAAAAGAGCUCCUUUUCCUGCACUGCUGCUGGCCUGAUCGAAGUCAGGAUGAAGUGUUUCAGUUUAUCCUAGACCACCCUCAUUUGGUCCUCUUUACAUUCGAUGGGCUUGAUGAGUUUAAACAGGGGUUCACAGAUGAAGAACGCCACUGCUGUCCCACACAGCCAGUGCCUAUACCCACACUGCUUUUUAACCUGUUGCAAGGUACGCUAAUGAAAGGUGUUAUGAAGGUAGUCGCCAGCAGGCCACAGGCUGUGGGCCCAUCGCUGAAACGUUACCUCAAAAAAGAGGUGCACCUAAAGGGCUUUUCUCCAGGGGGCAUCGACUGCUUUGUUAAGAAACAGUACAGUGAUCCUGCUAUGGCUAAACGUGUCAUUGAUUCCCUCCAGGGUAACACAGCAUUGCUAAGCCUUUGCCAUAUCCCGGUCUUCUGUUGGAUUGUGACCAAGUGCCACCAGGAGCUUCUUGGUGCUGAGGGUGCCAUUCCCCAGACCAUAACCGAUGUAUACCUUCUGGUUUUACAGCAUUUUUUUCAACGGAAGUCAUCUCAGCCCCAAGGAGCUUUGAGAAAGGACUGGUUGGAGGAACACUUGGACACGGUGUUAAAACUUGGACAACUAGCUUUAGAGGGUUUGGAAGCCUCCUGUUAUGUGUUCUCAGGAUAUGAACUGCAAAAAAGUGGUCUUACAGAAGACGAUAUCAGCGUAGGUUUUCUCAUUUACUGCAAUGACCUAUCUGUGACAGACUGUAAACGCUACGAAUUUCUGCACAUUACCUUACAGUGUUUCUUUGCUGCUCUGUACAUCAUUCUGAAUCAAUGCAAUAAUCGCUCCGCCAUCCCCAAACUCUUUCAGUCUCAGCACAGGCCUCAAAAGUGUCUGGGACACUGUGUUAAACAUACUGUAGACGAGACAGAGUCCCACACAGCAGAGAAACCAGACCUCCAGAUUACAGCUCAGUUUGUGUCUGGACUUUUGUCCAAGCAGCAUCGCAAUCUACUAUUACACUCCUGUCCAGCAGCUUUGCGUGAACGUAAAGUCAAACAGGUUGUUAAGUCAAUAUCUAAAGCAAUGCAGAGACAUUUCAAGUCCAUUCCUCGUCCUGUAGAGGGUGAAAAGAAGAGCAUGCACGCCAUGCCAAGCUUUGUUUGGCUAAUCAAAUGUAUUUAUGAAAUGCAAGACAACAGCAUUGCUCAAGAUACUAUGGCUAAAUUGGAUGUCGAACACCUAAAACUCACCUACUGUAACAUUGGACCUGUGGAAUGCACUGCAUUGGCGUAUGUGCUAAAGCAUCUGCGGAAUCCUGUUGGGCUCCAAUUGGACAACAAUUGUGUUGGAGAUGUGGGCGUGGAGCAGCUUCUUCCUUGUCUAAAUAAUUGUCAUUCACUAUAUUUAAGGAACAAUAACAUAACAGAUGACGGUAUCCGGAAACUUGUGGAAAAGGGAGUCUGUUGUGAAAACUUUCAAAAAUUAGCUCUUUUCAACAACAAGCUUACAGAUGCCUGCACCCAGUACUUUGCUUUGCUGAUGAAAUCAAAACAGAAUUUCCUCUCAUUGAGGCUUGGAAAUAACAACAUCACAUCGAAGGGAGCAGAGCAGCUGGCAGAAGGCUUAAGUUUUAACCGGUCUUUGCAGUAUCUGGGGCUAUGGGGUAAUCACAUAGGGGACAGGGGGGCAGAAGCAUUGGCAAAUGCUUUGAAAAACAGCACAACGUUAAUAUGGUUCAGUUUGGUUGAUAAUGGAGUCGGCAGUGCAGGUGCAAACGCUCUUGCAGAACUUGUCAGUCAGAGCAAAACUAUGGAGGAAUUGUGGCUAAACAAAAACUCCAUCAGCAGGGAUGGGGUGGAGUGUCUGAUAAAGGCACUUAAAACAAACUCUAAGGUUAAGGAAAUUUGGCUAAGGGGAAAUAAUCUGACCCCAGAGGAAGAAGAGGAGCUGAGUAAACAAGAAAGCAGAUUGACCUUCUGAGGGCAAGAAUCCUCUGUCAUCAACUACUAGAUCUAGUGAACAGCAAUGGAUCUAUCUACUGUAGUAACAAGUAGCGAACUCCCACACUCCCUCACACA
Misgurnus anguillicaudatus (oriental weatherfish) is the source of this 3789-nucleotide messenger RNA. RefSeq names its product nucleotide-binding oligomerization domain containing 2 (gene nod2). Gene Ontology annotation, molecular function: protein binding. The record is from RefSeq and is a predicted model, not a curated record. Gene Ontology annotation, biological process: regulation of apoptotic process. Lineage: Eukaryota; Metazoa; Chordata; Actinopteri; Cypriniformes; Cobitidae.